AUUGAAAAUCAGCUUAAACUCCGAAAAGUUCUGUAUACAAUCACCAUCUAUGGUAUCACCAAGAAUCCGAGUGAGCAAGACUACAUGAUGAUUAUGGACUACGCUGAUGAGGGAAGCCUCAGGCAAAUGCUGAAAAAGAAUGCUCAUAAAUUGACGUGGAAGGAUAAGUUGCUGAUUUUAAAGUCAAUAAUAUUUGGCCUCGAAGAAAUACAUAGGAUAGAUUUGGUGCACAAAGAUUUUCACCCUGGAAAUAUCGUCAUGGGCAGCAUAAGCUCUGCAUAUAUCACGGAUUUUGGCCUAUGCAAACCGAUAAGUGAUAUCAAUGAUUCUGAGCAAAAAAUAAACGAAAUAAUCUACAAAUAUUGGGUGGAUUUGUUUGAAAGCGAUGACGAAUCGGAGAUAUCCCAACAGUGCAAGGAAAUUCAAAAGUCUAACGCAAGCGCUUCAACCUCCGAUCAAAACAAAUUAACCUCAUUUGAUUACACCACACACUCUCUUGCCAGUUAUACAAGCCAACUUUUGAAUUUCCAAAAUCUAUCUGAUAGUACAACCAAUACGACAG
Molecule: messenger RNA, 562 nt
Organism: Acaulospora colombiana
Lineage: Eukaryota; Fungi; Glomeromycota; Glomeromycetes; Diversisporales; Acaulosporaceae
Source: the annotation of a GenBank genome assembly